AUGUCUAAGCGCACCAAGAAGGUCGGAAUCUCCGGCAAGUACGGUACUAGAUACGGUGCUUCGCUCCGUAAGCUGGUCAAGAAGCAGGAAGUGUCCCAGCACGCCCGCUACACUUGCACCUUCUGCGGCAAGAACACUGUCCGUCGCUCCUCCGUCGGCAUCUGGUCUUGCAAGGCCUGCAAGAAGACCCUGGCUGGUGGUGCCUACACUGUCUCCACCCCCGCCGCCGCUGCCAUGCGCUCCACCCUCCGCCGUCUCCGUGAGAUCACUGAGGUUUAA
Molecule: messenger RNA, 279 nt
Organism: Neurospora tetraspora
Lineage: Eukaryota; Fungi; Ascomycota; Sordariomycetes; Sordariales; Sordariaceae
Product: 60S ribosomal protein L43
Exons: 5
Coding region: 1-279 (92 amino acids)
Biological process (GO): translation
Cellular component (GO): ribosome
Molecular function (GO): structural constituent of ribosome
Source: RefSeq, a predicted model, not a curated record